Molecule: messenger RNA, 1281 nt
Organism: Mya arenaria
Lineage: Eukaryota; Metazoa; Mollusca; Bivalvia; Myida; Myidae
Exons: 7
Coding region: 279-827 (182 amino acids)
Source: RefSeq, a predicted model, not a curated record
AAAAAUCCUUUGUAAUAAUUAGCAAUGUGAACAUACUUUGUUACACCAGUUUUUAACGUUUAUAGUAUUUUAGCAAUCGUUACCAGUACCAGGUCCGCUGGGAUUCCUUGAACAAAUUCCACUCUCUGUAGCACAGUCCUUUGGAUGAUUGAAUACAGCGGCUGCCAUCUCUUGUAAAACCAAACUAUUCUCUGCACACUAGGCUUCCUAAUACAGAAGGAAAGUGCGAAAAAUCAGAGUACUCAUGUCCGCCAGCUAUUGUUGAGUUUAAUAAAUACAUGGGUGGCGUGGACAGACAUGACCACCUCAGAAGCAAUUACAGUGUGCAAAGUUCAAGCGUUCAUUGGUGGACCUAUUUCUUAUGGUUUGCGGUGGACAUCUCGCUGGUCAAUAGUUUCAUCAUGUACAAGGCAGUCAAUCCACGGGCUACCCAUAAACGGUUUCAGAGAAUGGUUGCGGAACAAUUAAUCGGCGGGUAUAGCUCACGCGUAAGAAAAUCCAAACAAACAAGCGCCAUUGUUGAACUUGACAGGGAGUUUGCUGUCUCACACGAGCUAACCACUAUCCCAGGUCGAACCAGAGCAUGUCGUUACUGCAGUAUAACGAAACAAAAAACUACAGGAGGGCAACGGACUAGAACUUCAUCAUUUGGCUAUGUGCAGUGCAGAGUCAGCUUGCACAGGGAAUGUUUUCUUCCGUAUCAUGAUAUUGACUCUAGAAAAGUCCGAAUGGAGGACAAGUCCAACCAGACUUCGGCUCCAGAAACACCGAAGAAAGAAAAAACACUCCAUGAUCAAGGGACCCUGGUUCAAGAAAGCGCCGUUUAGAUCACUCAGUUACUGAUACACCAUUGCGGAGGUCUCCACGAAAAUUAGCCGCCACCAAGAGGAGAAAGUAAUCUUCUUACAAAGAAGACCGAAGUUACUGCAUCGCAUCAGAAUCUCCACUAGACUGUGUUGCCGACUGGUGUUGUUUACCGUGCCUUAUCUUGUGACAUUUUUACAAGAGAAUAGUUAUAGUCAGAUACUUUGUUUUGUGUAUUGGUAUUUGCUUUGCCUGUUUUUGCUAUUACGUACAUGUAUUCUUUGUUAAUACAGAGGAUCUUUACUACUUAACAAUCAAUCAUAUUAUAGAUGAUCAUCAUUUUUUAUACUAUCCACCUGUUUCGCUAUGACCUUAUGAUGUAAAUACCUUGAUAAUGGAUCUUUAUCUUAGGUCCUUGAUGUUUCAUAGUAUUAGAAUAGACACCGUUCUAUUCAUAAAUAAUAAAAUAUAAAACAA